Messenger RNA from Rhea pennata, 2284 nucleotides. It is a transcript of the gene OLFML2A, whose product is annotated as olfactomedin like 2A. Gene Ontology annotation, biological process: signal transduction. The transcript has 7 exons. Lineage: Eukaryota; Metazoa; Chordata; Aves; Rheiformes; Rheidae. The coding region runs from base 112 to 1932 and encodes 606 amino acids. The record is from RefSeq and is a predicted model, not a curated record.
GGCACCGGGCAGCCGGGACCGGGCACCGGGCACCCGGGACGGGAGCACCGGACUCCUCGGGAUGGGGCACCGGGCACCAGACAGGCGCUGGGCGAGGGCGACCAGGUGCGGAUGACCUCGGAGGGCUCCGACUGCCGCUGCAAGUGCAUCCUGCGGCCGCUCAGCAAGGACGCCUGCGCCCGCGUCCGCGACGGCAGCCUGCGCGUGGAGGACUUCUACACCGUGGAGACGGUGAGCUCGGGGGCCGACUGCAAGUGCUCCUGCACUGCGCCCCCUUCCUCGCUCAACCCCUGCGAGAACGAGUGGAAGAUGGAGAAGAUGAAGAAGCAGGCGCCUGAGCUCUUCAAGCUGCAGUCCAUGGUGGACCUGCUGGAGGGAACACUCUACAGCAUGGACCUCAUGAAGGUCCAUUCCUACAUCAACAAGGUGGUUGCCCAGAUGAACACCCUGGAGGAGACCGUCAAGACCAACCUGAGCAGGGAGAACGAGCUGGUGAAGCAGAGCGUGCUGCACCUCAGCGACCAGAUGCGCCGCUAUGAGAACUACUCCGACAUCAUGAUGGGCAUCAAGAAGGAGAUCUCCAACCUGGGCUACCAGCUGCUGCAGAAGGACGCUGCCACCACUGACGGCAUGGCGCAGGACCCGGUCGGCGGCAGAGGGAAGGAGGCGGGCAGGUACCCCAGCGCCCGCAAGGGCCCGGGCGAGCGGGGGACAGUGUCGGCGGCGGCGCGGGCGCCCAAGGAGAAGCAGCCCAAGGCGGAGAAGCCCAGGAGGGAGCCGGCGAAGGGCAGGGGGGCGGCGCAACCCACGCCGAAGCCCCGGCCCCCCGCGGCCCCGCAGCCCGUGCUCCGUGGCAUCACCUACUACAAGGCCCGGCAGGAGGCGGAGGGGCCGGCCGGCGGCCGCGGCGAGUCCGGGCCGCCCCGGCCGCGGGCGGCCGCCCCGGAGAACCCCGCCGCGCCUCCCGCUCGAGCGCCCGCGGGGAGCCCGGCCGAGGGGGCUGCGCCGGAGCGGCAGCGGGAGAGGAGCCCCCAGCGCCCGGGCACCGCCGUGCCCCCCAGCACCACCGCGGCCCCCCGCGCGCCCUCCCUGCCCGCCCUCCCCGGGGCUGACGGCACCCCGGGCCCCGAGACGCCCGGCAGAGCGCGGGAGGUGGCGUGCGAAGGCACCCUGGCCUCGGUGGAGCCCCCCGCCGAGCAGCACAGCUACGGGCGCAACGAGGGCGCCUGGAUGAAGGACCCGGCCGCCAAGGACGACCGCGUCUACGUCACCAACUACUACUACGGCAACAGCCUGGUGGAGUUCAGGAGCCUGGACAGCUUCCAGCAGGGCCGCUGGAGCAACGUCUACAAGCUGCCCUACAACUGGAUCGGCACCGGGCACGUGGUCUACCGCGGCGCCUUCUACUACAACCGCGCCUUCACCAAGAACAUCAUCAAGUAUGACCUGAAGGAGCGGUACGUGGCCGCCUGGGCGCUGCUCCACGACGUGGUCUAUGAGGACACGACGCCCUGGAAGUGGAGGGGCCACUCGGACAUCGACUUCGCCGUGGACGAGAGCGGGCUCUGGGUCAUCUACCCCGCCGUGGACUACGACUACUCCCAGCAGGAGGUGAUCGUCCUCAGCCGCCUCGACCCCGGGGACCUCUCUGUGCGGAGGGAGACCACGUGGAAGACGAGGCUGAAGCGCAACACCUACGGCAACUGCUUCAUCGUCUGCGGCAUCCUCUACGCCGUGGACACCUGCAGCCAGAAGGACGGGCAGAUCUCCUACGCCUUCGACACCCACACGGGCACCGAGGCAGACCUCAGGCUGCCCUUCGUCAACCAGUACGCCUUCACCACGCAGGUUGACUACAACCCCAAGGAGAAGGUGCUCUACGCCUGGGACAACGGCCACCAGAUGACCUACAGGCUCCACUUCGUGGUGUGAGCGCCCGGCCGGGUCCCGCCGCAUGGCGAGAGCCCAGCUCCCGCCCCGGCGCCCCGCGCGCCCGGGAGGCGCCGGCAGCAGCGGCCCCCCGGGGGGACGCCGCCUGCGGGGACGCCCCCGGCCGCCGGCGCGCAGCCUCCGCGCUGCCUCCCCAGCUGCUCUUUCAGCCGGCGCGAUCGAGCGCGCCUGCGCUUUCGCCGCUCAGUAGCUCGUUAUUUAAACGCGCUCCUGGCCGGCGGCGCUUUGCAGCCCCGCUGUGCCCGGACCGAAGCCCCGGGGGCCCGGCGGCGCUUGGCUUGCUUUCCAGUCGUUUUAGGAGUGAACAGCAUUAAAAAGUACCGUGUAAAACCAG